AUGGCCGACCCGGCAAAGAAGAGGAGCAACCCCGCCACUUCGAGAGGAGGAGAGAGCCACACACGUGGUGCGAAGGCACCGCGUUUAGCCACCCGCGAUGGCCCUACCGAAGGUAGGGGCGGAAAACCUAGAAGUCCGCCAGCGGGUGGCAACAAGACUGCCAGCGGCCCUCUAGCUGCUGGAACCAGUAAGGCAGGCCCAAGUAACCUAUCCCCAAAAACAGGAGCCAGUGAUGCGGCCAACCUGGGGCCUGCCAAACAGACAAGAUACAAUUGUGAGGACUGCGGGAAGGCGUUCUACACCAAGAAUGGACUUACAAGACACAGACCCGCGUGUGGCACCGUAGAGCGGACCAAAUGCCAGUACUGCGGGUCGGAGUUUUCAUCUUUUACUGGCGUGCGACUGCAUGAGCACAGGGCACACGCCGCUGCAGUAAAUGACGAGAAGAGGGAGAGGCUGGAAAGGCCGGAAUCUGAACUGAUGCAGAUAAUGGCGAGAAUAGAAGCUGCCACUAUAAAGGGGCAACCCUUUAUAGACAGGAUGGUUUCAGAUACCGGCCUUACUCGCGACCAAGUGCGGCACAGAAGAAACAAAACCCGUUUACAAGGAGUACCUCUGUGCCGCCAAAGAGAUCCAAACAAACAAUCUCCCUUUCCCUCGGCCUGUGCCCUCGGCUGGUGCAGCGCGCGCCAGUGCCCAUGUGGAAACUCCUAA
Molecule: messenger RNA, 714 nt
Organism: Acanthoscelides obtectus
Lineage: Eukaryota; Metazoa; Arthropoda; Insecta; Coleoptera; Chrysomelidae
Source: the annotation of a GenBank genome assembly